Molecule: messenger RNA, 3154 nt
Organism: Gadus chalcogrammus (walleye pollock)
Lineage: Eukaryota; Metazoa; Chordata; Actinopteri; Gadiformes; Gadidae
Product: hydroperoxide isomerase ALOXE3-like
Exons: 15
Coding region: 92-2095 (667 amino acids)
Biological process (GO): linoleic acid metabolic process; lipid oxidation
Molecular function (GO): protein binding; oxidoreductase activity, acting on single donors with incorporation of molecular oxygen, incorporation of two atoms of oxygen; iron ion binding
Source: RefSeq, a predicted model, not a curated record
GGGCUCUCUACAGUGAGGUCAGAUCCAUACUGACGAUUCCAUCAGCUCCUGGAAAGGGAAGAAAGACCAGACACCAGGACAGGUUCCCAUCAUGUGUAUGUAUCAGGUACAUGUGACGACGGGUGACAUGUUUUGGGCAGGAACAAAUGACCACGUAUUUGUUACCUUGGUGGGAACGAAUGGGGAGAGUGAGCGCACUGAGCUAGACAACUAUGGCUUGGACUUCUGCCCCAACCAGACCAGCACCUACCCAGUGAACACCCAGCCCUUGGGCCAUCUUCUGCUCAUCAAGCUGGAGAUAUCUCAAUAUCUUUUUCUGCCAGAAAAUCAGUGGUUCUGCUCCAAGAUUGUGGUGGAUACCCCAGAAGGAGAGGCCGUCAUCUUCCCCUGCCACAGAUGGUUGACCUGGGGGGAAGUACUGGAACUCAGAGGAGCCAAAGCCACGAAGGAAAGUGACGAUGACCAUCCUUUGCUGAUUGAGCACAGGAAGAGAGAGGUGACCAAACGAACUGAACUUUAUCAGUGGAAGGAAUACACUGAGGGGAUCCCCCACAUCACUCAUUUUGAGAUGUCUGAGCUUCCAUCUGAAGUUCGCUUCUCUCUUAGCAAAGGACUCGAAUUCACGUUUUUAAAAGAAUUUACUAAAGCUGAACUCAAACUGAAAGGUCUGUUUGGAUCUGAGGAAUCAUGGGAGAGCCUGGAGUCCAUGAAGAACACACUCACCUUCAAGACGUCCCCAACAGCUGAAUAUCUCGCUGAGCACUGGAAGGACGAUGCUUUCUAUGGCUACCAGUUCCUGAAUGGUGUCAAUCCCUCCAUAAUCAGAAACUGCCCCCUUAUGCCCUCAAACUUCCCCGUCACUGAAGAGAUGGUGCAGCCGUUCCUAGAGCCUGGUACUUCCCUACAACAAGAGAUCCAGAAAGGGAACAUAUUCCUGUGUGACUACAAGUCACUGGAGGGUCUUCAGACCCUCGUGGUGGAGGGGAAUUCACUGCCUCUCACUGCUGCCCUCUGCCUGCUGUACCUGGACACCGCAGGCACACUCAAACCCAUAGCUAUUCAGCUGGGACAGGAACCAUCAGAGAAAUGCCCAAUCUUCAUCCCCAGCGAUCCAGAGCUCGACUGGCUCCUGGUGAAGAUGUUUGUGAAAAAUGCAGAUUCAUUAAUUCAUCAGAUUAUCUCUCAUCUAAUGAAGACCCACUUGUUGGCCGAGGUGUUUGCUGUCGCUACCAUGCGUCACUUCCCAGACGUACACCCCCUCUACAAGCUAUUGACUCCCCACUUCCGCUACACUCUACAAAUUAACACAGCAGCUCGAGUUGUGCUACUUGGGCCAACGGGACUUUUAUCAAAAAGUUCAGCUGGCAAUGAGGGUACCAAUGAGCUGAUGAGGAGAUACCUGGCUGAAACCACCUACUCAUCUCUAUGUCUGCCAGACAACAUUGCUGACAGAGGACUGCAGAACAUCCCUAACUUUUACUACAGAGAUGAUGGACUUUUAUUAUGGACGGCCAUCAACAGGUUUGUCUGGGCAAUGCUGGGACUCUACUACCCUACAGACGACGAGGUGUCUGGGGAUGCAGAGCUCCAGAGAUGGAUCCAAGAUAUCUUCACAAAGGGCUUCCUUGGCAACAGGAGGUCAAGGAUGCCAGAGUCCUUCAUCACCGUAGAAGAAGUUGUCAAGUUUGUCACCAUGGUAAUCUUCACAACAUCUGCUCAACACGCAGCUGUAAACAGUGGACAGUUUGACUACAACAGCUGGGUCCCAAACAACCCUCUUCAGCUUCGAAGAGCACCUCCAACUACCAAGGGACAGGUUACCAUGGAGACCAUUCUGGAGACACUGCCAAACAUUGGUCACACAGUUGACUUCAUCGCCCUUUCAUCGGUUCUACACAAGAAAUACACAGACUCGGUUGUUCUUGGUUCCUACCCUGAGGAACGCUUUGGUGAGCCGGCGGCCAAGCAGAUUAUAGAGAACUUCCAGAAGGAGCUCUCCAGCAUCGAGGAAAGGAUCAUAGAGAGGAACGCAACUCUUGACGUUCCGUACUGCUAUCUGAAACCCUCUGAGAUCGAGAAUAGUGUGUCUAUAUAAGAUGUUCGCUACCCGAGGAGGAGGAGUAGCAUUCCUGUUUGAGAUUGCUCAUCAAUGCAGAGAUAUCAUUUAAAAAAUGUGCAUCCUUUGUAUAUCUUGACCUCAUAUGCCUCUCGCAUUUUACUAUUAACCAUUUACAGGCUACUCAAAUACUCUAACCAUUGACUGUCUCACAAAUUAGUUAGACAAUUUGGGAUUGAAAUAAUAAUACCCACUCACUGCAAGGAGCACCAACUGGAUACAGUUAUGUCCAAAGGUCUAAAUAUUUAUAGGAAAUUGGUCAAUCCGUCACUGCAAUUAGCCAUGCAAAAACAUUAAGAUAAUAAAUAUUACAUAUACUAAUGUGUUGGGUUCCCAAAAGGCAAUUUGUUUUGGGCAAAAACAGAUAUGAUAGCGGUCCCUACUGUACCCCCCUCCAUUGUUAGAUUAUCAUUUUUGUCAUGUAGAGAAAUGCUGAGUACCAAAUGGUAUAUGUUCUGUUAUACAAGAAUAACAAACAUGAUGAUGCUGGUGGUGGUUAGUGAGUUCCCUCCCUUUACUGUAAAGCGUCUUUGAGUGUCUAUAUAGAAGCGCUAUAUAAAUUCAAUCCAUUAUUAUUAUUAUUAUUACUGAUACAGAUACACAAUAGACAAAUAUAGAGAACUAAUUGGUGGUGGUCAAUUUAAUACCAUUGGAAAUAAAUAAUGGCGGUUAGGGUUCUGUCACUAGAAUAUUGCUAAGUUAAGGUUGUUGCCUUUUAUUUGUUAUAUUUGAAUAGCAUUGUAGUGAUAUACAUAGCACCAGGGGCCUCUGCGAAUAGUCAAAUCUCAUAACCUUUUUAUUGUAUUGAUUUCAAUCGGGUUAUCGCCAACACUGAGAAUCACUUAGGUUGGACUUGGCCAACGGGAAUAUUUUAGACCACUUGAAUUCCAAUUCACAUGUUGAAAAAAAAGAGGCUAAACUUAUGUUGAUGUUGAAAUGAACUGCCCCCAGUAGUCUUUCUUAAAUCUGAAGUUGGCAUUUUCUUUUCUUAUGGUUUAUUGUAUGUGCUUACUAAUCAGAAAUAAAUGAAUUCAUUUA